Molecule: messenger RNA, 1807 nt
Organism: Corylus avellana
Lineage: Eukaryota; Viridiplantae; Streptophyta; Magnoliopsida; Fagales; Betulaceae
Product: methyltransferase
Biological process (GO): tRNA methylation
Source: RefSeq, a predicted model, not a curated record
AAGGGCUCAAAGCUUGGAACAGCGAGCGAAACAGAAGUAGAUGGACGCGCUAACAAGAACGGACAUGGAGGGGAGCCGCUGCCAGUUCUGGCUUCCCAAGAAAAACAGAUUCUGCGCCAACACCCUUCUCAACGAUUCCUUGUUCUGUGGCAACCACAACCCCAGGUCCAAUGGCCAGUGGAUUCCAUGCCCACUAGACCCUUCUCACUCUGUACUCAAGGAUAAUCUUGAAGGGCAUGUUAAGAGAUGCCCAUUACUCAAACAAGUUCAAUCCUUAGCUCUCCAACCCUUUUACCAAAAAGGCGUCAAUGCUGGCAGAGGUGAAGAAGAAGAGGAUGUGGAUAAUGUAUCUUCAGAAACCAAGAGGGCUGCUCUUUAUAGUAUGGAUGUGCCUGAAUUCUUUAAAUUGAUUGAAAAGAUUGAAUCUGUUCAUGGGUUGAUAUGUAAGGAUAUCCGUGACUCGUAUAAGAUGCCUGAAGCUUGCAAUAUGUGGAUUAAGGGAGAAGUAGAUGGGAAAUUGCCAUUUCAGGAGAAACAUGUUAUGCAACAGGCGUCGAUUCUUGGGAACUUGGAAGAAUUUGGGGUGUUAAAGAAUGAUGUUGGGAGGGAACAGUGUGGCUCUGAGGGUGCAUAUGAGGGUGAGAAAAAUGGUAUCCCUGCAGUGGUUGAGUUCGGAGCAGGGAGAGGGUACUUGACACAAAUGCUUGCAGACUGUUACGGGAUUGAAAGGGUUUUUCUAGUUGAGAGGAAGUCAUACAAGCUGAAGGCUGAUCGAUCUUUGCGACAGAAAGAGAGCUUGAUAUUAGAGCGUUUGAGAAUUGACAUUGAAGAUUUAAACUUGAAUGCUGUUGAGUCUUUGCGAGGAGUUCCUUACCUGGCUAUUGGUAAACAUCUCUGUGGGCCUGCUACAGAUUUGACUCUAAGAUGUUGCCUUGCUGAAGAUUCUAGUCCAGAUAAUGUUGAACACUACAGUAGUAAUCAAAAUCUGAGAGGUCUAGCUGUAGCAACAUGUUGCCAUCAUCUUUGCCAGUGGAAGCACUACAUAAAUAAAAAAUAUUUAACAAAUUUGGGAAUCACCAAGGAAGAAUUCCAUGCAAUUACAUGGUUUACCAGCUGGGCAGUAGAUGCUGAUCAUGGUUCAGAUCUUCCCGAUAUUAUUGAUGUCAAAUUGCAUCUAGAAUUGAUUCAAAAGGACGCGUGCAGUGGUGAUGCAAACGGAGUUGAAGAGAUUACAAGGAACAUGAAAGUAGUUGAAAGGGCGGUCUUAGGGUUUAUGUGCAAGCAGAUUAUCGACAUGGGGAGAUUAGCGUGGGUCAAGGAAUGUGGUUUUGAAACACAACUUGUCAGAUAUGUCCCUUCUAGUAUCUCUCCGGAAAACCAUUUACUGAUUGCCAGACAUGCUACUAAGUUUUGAGAUGCCUUGGGUUUUACUUCUAUUCCAGAUUUUUGUGCUGCCGAAUUGGAUGACAGAUGCUUGCAAAAUAAGGGGAAGACCACCAGAAUGAUGCCGGCAGAAGAGCUUCCAAUGGUUAAGUCAGUAAAGAAUUUGAAGUGGGAGGCUGAAUAGGGAGAGUGUUUGGUUUUGGAUGCCAUACCUUUUUUAUUUGUGUGUAUUAUGACCUUUCUUAUGCAAGACUCCUUUGAGGUGGUUCCUAGUGAUUGUUGCCUGAUUGUUUGCAACGUAAAGGGCUUUUAGCCGUGCAACAAUUAGUAGCAUGUCCUUCACAACCUUGUUGCUACGUGGGCCUUUUUGUCAAUUGAACCCCUUGUUUAUUUAUUUUUUCUAAAAUCCAAAUAAGUAGGGAUA